UCUUCUGAACGCAGUCUACAUUAUGCAUGUUGUAAAAUCGUUUGCACGAGUCAAACCUCUUUGGUACGUUGCGAGUCACUGAUAUUAAAGUCGCUGCAGUUUCGCGACCAUUCGCGACACGAUGUUCAGCAUGCGGCGUUUUAAUUGCGAGUUCUAAGGCCAAUUGCCACUGCUGAUUAUUCAUCAUCAUUUCCGUCUAUCUUAUUAAUAAUUCGACGAUAAUUUCCGCUCAUUUAUUUUGCCCUCUUCAUAGAUUUAUUUACCAAAUUCACAAAGUAAAAACUAACCCGACAAAAUGGUGAAAUACUAUGAGAACACUACGAUUUUUCAAUUUGAUUGGACUCAAGUUGUUCGAGGAUUCUUUCAAAGGUAUCCGAAUCCACACAGCGCACAUGUUCUCAGCGAAGAUACGAUCUCAAGAGAAGUUAAAAAUGGAAAACUUUACUCCAAACGACUGUUGACGAAAACUAACAGAGUACCCAAAUGGGGUGAAAGAUUUAUCAGCAAAAAUAUUGUUAAAAUUGUGGAGGAAAGCAUCGUUGAUCCAGAAGCAAAAACUUUGACUACCUACACGAGAAAUUUGGGAUAUACAAAAGUUAUGAGCAUUGUGGAAAAAGUAGUUUAUGAAGUUUCAGAAGAAAACCCAGAAUGGACAGUAGCCAAAAGGUCGGCAUGGAUUGACAGUCAAGUAUUUGGUUUCAGCAGGGCAAUUCAAGCCUUUGGAUUAGAUCGAUUUAAGAAAAAUUGUACUAAAAUGGCAGAAGGCUUCAAUUAUGUUCUCACAAAUAUGUUUCCUCACACAACUCAAUUUAUAAAUCCGAAACUUUCUCAGAUGAGUUUCUCUAUGCAAGCAGGCCAUAGUACAGACGAUAGCGUUACAACAAAACCAAGUCUCGCGGAAGAUUUGCAACAUUCAUUACAGGGUAAAGCAGAGAAAGUGAAAGAUGCUGCCAAAAAAGGUACAGACUUAGCAAAACAAAAAGCAAGAACGAUAUAUGCGGCUUGUCAGCCAAACCAAUCAUAAAUUUACAUAUUUAUAUACGAAACGUAACAGUCGUGGAUGUAAAUAUUACUCAGCGGUGGCACUCUUCACGAAUAAUAGCGUAUAGUUAUGAUGUACUUGAGAUAAAACCACGGUAAAGCUUUUAACUCAAAAAUAUAAUUGUACAAUUAACAUAAUUUGAUGACAAUUAGGCUAAAGAGAAUUAGAAAAUUGAUAUUUGACAACUUAAAAGUUGAAACUUAAAAUUUAUAUGAUUUACUGAAUUUAAUAGCAUAAGAUCUUCAAAAUGUUGUAACUGUUAUAGACGCAAAAUUUCGCGUAUGUUAUCAUUCCUUUUAACUGCCAAAUCGUUGAUAACGUUAUCAGAUGUGAUACAUACACACUCAAAUGCGCAUUAAAUUAUUUGUUUACUUGUUCAUACGUAAAAAGAUAUUUUCUAGUUAACUCAUCAAUUCCAAUGUCUUUUCGUGUGUAAAAUAUUAAAUGGAAAAAGGCAUUUUAAUAUGUAUAUUGCAAUGCAUUAAUAUGUACAUGUGUACAGCGUUUAUUUGUGCAUGUAUGCAUCUCGUAUGUAUUCGUAUAAACUUACAAUUAUAAAGAG
Messenger RNA from Linepithema humile (Argentine ant), 1604 nucleotides. It is a transcript of the gene prel, whose product is annotated as preli-like. Lineage: Eukaryota; Metazoa; Arthropoda; Insecta; Hymenoptera; Formicidae. Gene Ontology annotation, molecular function: phosphatidic acid transfer activity. The record is from RefSeq and is a predicted model, not a curated record. Gene Ontology annotation, biological process: phospholipid transport. Gene Ontology annotation, cellular component: mitochondrial intermembrane space.